AUGCUUGAGCGAGUGUUGCAAAAUCAAGAAAAUUCCGAUGCUUCCAUGAGGAACAUGACCGAGGUUGUUGGAUCUCAUACCGCCUCCAUCCAAAAAUUGGAGAUGCAAAUGAGAGACCUCUCCAAAGAGCAAAAUCAAAAACAAAAGGGAACACUCCCUAGUGACACGGUUGCAAAUCCGAGAGGUAGUGGGAGUGGCCCAACUUCUCACAUCAUGGCGAUCACUACUAGGAGUGGGAAAGUGCUACACGGAGAGGUUGAACAAACGGUUCAAGAAGAAGAGUCCGAACAAAGGGUUGAGGUUGAAGAGCCAAGUGUUGUCGAGGUUGAAAAGAUUCCGGACGAGUUGAAAGUGCAAAAAGAGAACCGGGAAGAGGUGAAGGAAAAACAAUUAGCGGUGAAUAUUCCUUUUGUGGAAGCUUUUCAAGAGAUACCGGGGUUCGCUAAAUAUUUGAAGGAUUUGAUCACCAAGAAGAGGACCACAAAGAAUGAGGUGGUAAACAUGACUCACCGGGUUAGCUCUAUUAUUGCCACAACCCUUGUCCAAAAGAAAGAGGACCCGGGAGCCUUCACUAUUCCAUGCACUAUCGGGGCGCGUGAAUUUGCAAGAGCCCUCUAUGACAAUGGGGCUAGCAUCAACUUGAUGCCACUUGCCAUUUAUAAGCAAGCGGGAUUAGGCAUGCGAAGGCCAACAAGCAUGAGAUUACAAAUGGCCGAUCGUUCCAUUAAGCGACCGGUAGGAAUUGUUGAUGAUGUGAUUGUGAAAGUUGGAGGAUUCCAAUUACCCGCCGAUUUCGUAAUUCUUGAUUGUGCGGUUGAUAAAGAAAUCCCUAUCAUUUUGGGGAGACCAUUCCUAGCCACGGGAAGAGCACUCAUGGAUUCCGAGCGGAACGAAAUUAAAUUCCGGGUAAAUGAUGAAGAAGUCACAUUUCAAGCAAGCAAGGGUAUGAAGUUGCCCCAUGAGUUUAAUAUUCUGAUCUUACGCGUUCGCGCUUGGACCUACGCGUUCGCGAAGCUUUGGGUCUGGAGUCUAUGCGUUCGCGUUCAGGUUAGGUUUCCAGCUCCUUCGCGUUUGCGUUGUGCCUUUGCGUUCGCGAAGGGCAAAUCACUGGCAGGCAUUAUUUUGUUCAUUUUAGCUCCUUUUGAUCUGUUUUCACUUGGUUUCUCCACCCUUUACUUCUAA
This is a messenger RNA of Nicotiana attenuata, 1182 nucleotides long. RefSeq lists its product as uncharacterized. The record is from RefSeq and is a predicted model, not a curated record. Lineage: Eukaryota; Viridiplantae; Streptophyta; Magnoliopsida; Solanales; Solanaceae. The coding region runs from base 1 to 1182 and encodes 393 amino acids. The transcript has 4 exons.